AUGUCUUGGGCUGUGCUGCGUUAUUUGCGAACCCAGGGAGUCCCGGGGUUUCAACCGCUUCCCUUGUUCGAUCUGGAUGAUGAGAUCCUUCUAAGGAUUAUGGAGAACAUGCCUCCUAAGUUCUUGCUGCGGACAGUGUCGACAGUGAACAGGAGGCUCCUUACCCUUGCGGACGAUGACAUGCUCUGGCAACAGAAGAUUCGCGAGCUGCCAUGGCAGCUGAAUGAAAAACUUGUUGCGACAUGGUUUCGCAAUCUUGGAAGCAACAAACGGGUAUUCCGGCUCUUGUCCCAGGUCGGCUGGCUUCAUGGAUACUGGGUGUUAGACAACAAGCCGCGAGGAGGGAUGUUGAGGGUCGAGAUUCGCGAAACAGACAUUGUGGCAUCAUUGAUGAUUCCGCACUUAAACGGACACGAUCCCAUGGAAGUUCAACCCAUCCGCAAGUUUGAUAUGAUCACUCCUUUCACGAUGGCUGUAGAGGCUUCAGGUCUGGUGCUGGUUACAUGCGGCAACACUCUUGCAGCAAAGGACUUCUUUGGUUUCACUGGAUCAUCAAACUUGGAUAUACAAGCCAGAGUCAACAUCUUUACUCGUGGAAGCAGCGGAUCUCUGUUCUGCAAGCUUGUUGGCCGUGGGGACAUGAAACACUCUUACCUUUGCCAUGAGAGCAGCCCGUUGAGACAAGAGAUCCCUGCGGCCCCCAAGCGGACGAGAGACAUUCGCCGGCGAACAGGAUACAUGCAGGAUCACUACUCCUCUCCAUCAUAUUCCACCGGUGCUUUGAUGCUCUGCAAGAAUCAAUCCGCAGUCCCUCGACCUGCGAUCAAGGAUCCUUCGGAGUUCGAUCCGAGAGAGCUUCAAGGACUCUGGAGAGGAGCAUACGGCCCUCACGGCACUGAGCUGAUCUGUGUCAGUGUCUGCAACUUGAUCUCGUCAAGAUUCACCGAGCUGGUCGGUCUGAAAUGCACAGGAGAUCCUAACGUUCCCUCUGGCGAGCUAACCUUCCGAGCCCCGCUCAACUGCGAUGCUCCUCUAGUUUCAGAUGCCUCAGAUCCUGGAAUGCUUCCCGUUCCUGGCAUGCCCAACGGAUUGAAGAAGAUGUAUCACUGCACCUGCAACUUCCACUGCGACUGUCCGAGAUCAUGCAGAGGAAGCAGAGACGAUGCCAUCCCCGUGAAGGCUGUGUACGAUGGUCUGGCGUUGGUUGCGGAGCAUGGUUUUGUUAACCCGACAUGGAACUCGGGGAUGGUUGUAGUUUUGGAUGAUAACAGCGGCGAUAUGCUUCUUGUUUGGAAAGGAUUGUUUUCUGUCAGGUUUCAAAGGAUGAACGAUCAGAGCUGGAAUCAGUACGUUCAUGAGCACGUGGAAGGACAAACUAUGCCAUGUCAUGAAACUCUUGAAGUAGCUGCGGCUCUUGACGCCAUGGAUAUUGACAACUAGAGGACUAACGGAAAGAGCCUGUACAUAUAGUUAUUCGUUUUGCUUGUUGAUGGAUUCAAUAAUACGAUGUGUUG
This is a messenger RNA of Guillardia theta CCMP2712, 1514 nucleotides long. RefSeq lists its product as hypothetical. NCBI's taxonomy places the organism in Eukaryota, Cryptophyceae, Pyrenomonadales, Geminigeraceae. The transcript is spliced from 3 exons. The coding region runs from base 1 to 1440 and encodes 479 amino acids. The record is from RefSeq and is a predicted model, not a curated record. Gene Ontology annotation, molecular function: protein binding.